This is a messenger RNA of Drosophila innubila, 1186 nucleotides long. RefSeq names its product SURP and G-patch domain-containing protein 1-like. Gene Ontology annotation, molecular function: RNA binding. The transcript has 4 exons. Lineage: Eukaryota; Metazoa; Arthropoda; Insecta; Diptera; Drosophilidae. The record is from RefSeq and is a predicted model, not a curated record. The coding region runs from base 59 to 1033 and encodes 324 amino acids. Gene Ontology annotation, cellular component: nucleoplasm.
ACAACAGGAGGAUAACAACAGCAAUUCGGCAGCGGAUAAGUACGAUCCUGAAUCGGCAAUGAGUGCCGAUUUUGAUUCAGAUGAUGAGUAUAUGCGCGGCAUGAUGGAUCGCAAUCGUGACAACAUUAAGCGACGCAUCGAGUGUCGCAACGAGCUGAGCGAUGAGGAGCGAAGGGAGCGAGAGGAGGAGGCUGCCAUGGCAGCAGCGGGCGAGGGAAAUGAUCUCGAUCCGGACGAUAGAGAGACUCAGCGUCAGCGACGCAAGCGAGAGCGCAAAAGUCGUUGGGGAGAGAAGGAGCAGCUCCCAAGUGGCUCAAUUACUCAUACUAGCUUUGGCAACCAGAAUAAGCCCAUCUUGAGCACAAUCACCCGCAACGAUCCGGCUUUGCUGCAAUAUGCGCGUCUCAAUUAUGGAUCCACUCAGCUAUCGGAGGACCAAUGGAAGCAGUGUGAGGAGCACUACAAAGUCAACUUGUUAUACCAAGACAUGAUGCGUAAGCGUCAGGAGAUUGAUCGUUUGGCACGAGGCGGCAAGUUCAAGUACGAAUAUGACUCGGAUGAGGAUGUUGAUGGAGGCACAUGGGAGCACAAGUUGCGCACAGCCGAAAUGGAGGCGACACACUUGUGGGCCAAUGCGUUAACCAAACAGAGCGAGGGCAAGCAUCAUAUUGGUGAUUUUCUGCCACCCGAGGAGCUCAAGAAAUUCAUGGAGCAAUAUGAGGCGAAGAAAAGCAAUAGGCAGCCCGAUCUAAGCGAUUACAAGGAGUACAAACUAAAGGAGGAUAACAUUGGAUUCCAAAUGCUGCAAAAGCUUGGCUGGAAAGAGGGCCAAGGUCUUGGUCAAGAUGGUGCUGGCAUUGUGGAUCCUGUCAACAAAGCACCACAACGGGAUGGCAAUCAGGGUCUGGGCGUGAGCAGCGCUGUUCAGCCGGAGGAUUGCGAUAAUGAGUAUGAUGCGUAUCGUAAGCGGAUGAUGUUGGCCUACCGCUUUCGUCCUAAUCCUUUAAAUAAUCCACGUCGCGCCUAUUACUAGAAGAAUUAUAUGCACUGAUUAACUGAUGCUUUAUACUAUUUAUGAAACACUCUGAAUUCCCCAUUCAUAUCCAUCAACUAGACAUAUGUGUUGACUGCUGACCACAAUGAAAAUUUGCUAACGUUCUUUAACUGGAUUAUAUGCCACAAGUUG